AUGUCCUCCAAACUUGACUAUAUCAGCGACACCUGGAAGGACGGCCUCUUCGCAAACAAGGUCGUCUUCUGCACCGGCGGCGCAGGAACAAUCUGCAGCGCCCAGGUGCGCGCUCUCGUCCACCUAGGUGCAGAUGCAUGCAUUGUCGGACGAAACGUGGAGAAGACAGAACGUGUUGCCAAGGACAUCGCCACUGUUCGGCCCGGUGCGAAGGUGAUCGGUAUUGGGGCUGUGGAUGUGCGGAAACUCGAGAGCUUGAAUGAUGCUGUUGCGCGGUGUGUGGAGGCGUUUGGGGGGAUUGAUUUUGUGAUUGCCGGUGCCGCGGGCAACUUCCUUGCUUCGAUUAACCAGCUUUCUGCCAAUGCUUUCAAGUCUGUAAUUGAUAUCGAUAUCUUGGGGUCUUACAAUACCCUCAAAGCUACGCUCCCGUAUCUGGUCGAAUCUGCCAAGAAGCACAGGGUCGACUCGAACACUCUCAAGCCAUCCCCCGCCGGCACAGGCGGCCGAAUCAUCUUCGUCAGCGCGACUAUCCACUACAGAACUAUGCCCUUCCAGACGCAUGUUUCCGUGGCCAAGGCAGGAAUCGAUGCUUUGUCGCACAGCGUUGCUAUUGAAUUUGGUCCCUUGGGUGUUACUUCUAAUAUCAUUGCACCUGGACCGAUUGCUGCGACUGAGGGAAUGGAUCGUCUUCUCCCCUCUGACGCGAAGAAAGCGUACAUCAAGUCCCAGCCGCUGGGAAGAAUCGGGUCUGUCCGCGAUAUUGCGGAUGCAACUGUGUACGUCUUCGCGGAUACCGGGAGCUAUGUUAGUGGACAGGUGUUAGUUGUCGACGGCGCGGCCUGGCGUAUGUCCGCUGGCGGUGGCUCGUUCGGAAAGCUCGAGUAUCCUGAUUUCCUACUUUCCGGGGAUGCAGUUCCGAAUGUGAAGGGGGCAAAGGAGUCGAAAUUGUAA
Molecule: messenger RNA, 951 nt
Organism: Aspergillus ruber CBS 135680
Lineage: Eukaryota; Fungi; Ascomycota; Eurotiomycetes; Eurotiales; Aspergillaceae
Product: SDR family oxidoreductase
Exons: 5
Coding region: 1-951 (316 amino acids)
Biological process (GO): fatty acid catabolic process
Molecular function (GO): 2,4-dienoyl-CoA reductase (NADPH) activity
Source: RefSeq, a predicted model, not a curated record